Molecule: messenger RNA, 1118 nt
Organism: Leguminivora glycinivorella
Lineage: Eukaryota; Metazoa; Arthropoda; Insecta; Lepidoptera; Tortricidae
Product: ring-infected erythrocyte surface antigen-like
Exons: 3
Coding region: 156-1118 (320 amino acids)
Source: RefSeq, a predicted model, not a curated record
UUGGCAGUUGAGUGAGAAGAAAAUAUUUUGCAACGUUUUAAACAAUAAUAGAAAAGAAAUAUAGCGAAGAAUCUUUAACCGCAAAUUAUAAGCAAGAGUAACUCAAAGUUGCAGUUAUUGCGAGAAGCAGUGCCGAUUAAGGCUCAAUAGUCGCCAUGUGCAAAAAGACUGCAGCUAGUGAGUGUAAGCUGGGAGACAAUGUUCCCGGAGAGGACAUCCUGGUCAGUGACGAAGACCAAAUGGACACCGAUUCCGACGACUACUACUCAGAGAGCAGUUCCGACGAGGGCGCCUCCGAAUCCGACGCGGAAUCCGCCACCGGCAACCGAGUCACCCCGGACAUGAUCGUGUGGCUGAUGCUUAAGGAACAGGGCAUAAUCACACAGGAAAGGUAUAACGAGAAAGCUGAGAUCUGCGAAGAUGAUAUCAAAUCUUUGAUACCUAAAUUUCCUAAGGCAGAAUCGGAGAGUUCUGAAGAUGAAAGCGAGGGAGAGGAUUUGCUGAAGGCGUUCUUGGAGAAUAUUGCGCGGAUGAAAGAGAAGAAAGAAGCUAACUCGAAUGAAAGUCAAAAUGAAACGAAAGAUACCAAAGAUGCAGCUGCAAAUAGUGGAAAUAAUGUAAGUGAAGAAAAUAAAGCAACUGAUGAUAAAGCAGCUAAUGGUGAAGUUACAACAAAGCAAAAAGAAGAAUCACAAGAGAACAUUGAAAAGGUAGAGAAUAAUGUGCAAGAAGUACAGAAAUCUUUAGAAAGUAAUGAAAAGGAAUCUAAAGGUAAAGAAAAACAGCAAGAGACAUCUCAAAAUGUAAUAAAUGAAACUGUCAAUGAAAAACCAGUUACAAAGGAGAUUACCGUACCGAAAUGUCUUAAGUGUUGUAAUAUUUCAUCUUUGGUAGAAACUGCUGUUGAUAGCAAUAGACAGGAUGAUAACAUAACAACUGAAGAAAACAACAAAAAUCUAAUGAAUAAAAAUGAUACAGAACCAAAAGAGGCAAUCGAAGAUGAAGAACAACAGGAGAAUGAGGAAACACAAGCGGAGAAAUCUGAAAAGGCGGGUGAAAAAUCAGAGACAUCUGGUCCGGUCACCGCAAGAAAACUAGGAGCUUCAAAUUUAUUCUAA